AACGGAAGCAGGCGCUACCAUUUUGAAAUACAGCACGGUAUAGGUAAGAUGGUAGAUUCUUUUAUUUAUUCGCUUUUUCUUCAGUAUUAUUCUCAUCUGAGCCGCAUGGGUGGUCAUUAAUUUCGAUUCGUCUUGAAGCUCAAGUGUUUUGGACGGCGCCAUGGACAAGAGCCACACAGUGAAGCUCUUCGUGGGCAACCUGGCGUUGGACACCACCCAGGAGGAGCUGUCGGCCAUCUUUGAACCCUACGGCCAGGUUGUUAGCUGCAGUGUGUUGCGACAGUUUGCCUUCGUCCACCUGCAGGGUGAGGGUGCGGCAGAGCGAGCCAUCCGGGAGCUCAAUGGACGCGAGUUUCGUGGACGGAAUUUGGUAGUGGAGGAAUCGAGGGGUAGGCCGUUGCACUCCACCAAGGUGUUUGUGGGUAAUCUGAGUGGGAUGUGCACCACAGAGGACCUACAGCAGCUGUUCCAGACAUUUGGAAAAGUUCUUGAGUGUGAUAAAGUCAAAGCCAGGCAUUCCUCUUCCGCAGGCUAUGCCUUUGUCCACAUGGAAAACAAGGAAGACGCGCUCCAGGCCAUCGAGGCCCUGCAUGGCACCUCGUUUAAGGGCCGCCCCCUGUCUGUAGAGCUAUCCAAAGUCCAGCCUAGCAAGCAAGCACCUACAGGAAAAAUCCCCUGUGUUAACUGUGGAAAGCAGGGCCACUAUGCGGGAGAAUGCCCUGUGGGAAAGCCUUCUUUGGAGCAGUACCAGAGUCAGGCAGCGGUCCUGGCCGCAGCUGCUGCUGCAGCCGCCGGCCUGCCACUACAGGUCCAACAAAGCGUGCACAAUUCAGUCUACAACACCUCCACGUUUGAUCCCACGUAUGCGGCUCUCACUGGGAUCACCACAGGCACUCGCACUGAUGGAAACCCAGUGAAUCCAGCUGUUUAUGGUGCCCUUGCCAGCCAGGUGUAUGGGGCUAAUGUUGCCAGUCAGCUUUAUGGAACGGUGGCCAAUCAGGCAGCUCUGACAUCAGGCGCCACCCAAAUGUACAGCACGAUGACUCCCAACAUCUAUGGCCAGAUGGCUGCAAAUGCCGCUGCUGCCUACUCGCCUCAAGUUUAUACCCCAACUAUGGCCAACUCCCACGUUUAUCUGACUGCAGCUCAUGGAAUAGAAAUGCAGACAGCAGCUGCAGUCAACCCUGCCUACACUGUAUCGCCAGCAAUUUAUGGUGCUGGCGCACCAGCCUACGCUCAUAUAAGCGCCAUGGGAGCAACGGACCCUACUACAGCCAUCUUUGAGGCAGCCAGACAGGCACAUUACUUUGCCCAGGGCCAACAAGUUAUGGCUGACCAGCAGUCAGUGGCUGCCGCAGCAGCAGCGGCUGUGGCAAAAUCUGGUGAGAGGGACCGCAGUCCCCUACGGAGGUCAGUACCUCUGCUUCCAGACCCAGUGAUGAAGCCGUUCAUGUACCAGAGAGCCAAGCCGCGCCGACCCCUACUCCCUACGCCAGCUGGCCGAGCGGCAGAAGAGGCUGCAGAGGCGGCAGAGGACCCCAUGGCCAGGUACUAUGCGGAGUACUACCAGCAGCUACAGCAGUACCCCCAGUUCCAGUAUGCCUACCCGCCACCGAGCGCAAUGACCGCUAUCGCUGGCAUGCCGGGAGUGUCAGGAGUCCCUGCGAUGUCGGCCCAGUCCGUAGCUGCGCUGGAAGCCCUCAGGCCAGUGGUUCCCACCGCUGCGGCGAUGGCUGCUGCCAUGGCUGCGCCAAGGGUGUAUGAGCCGCCGUUGCCGCCGCCCACGCGCAAGGAGGCCAUCCUCCGCCGCCCCGAACUCUCCCUUCACACGCCUGAGCCCCCCUUCCGAUAGUCGCACACAGCUCCCUGCUCCCAUCCCUCCCUCUUUGCCCUGAACCCCAUCCCCCAUCUCCUCUUCCACCCCAAACCUGACCUUCUUACAGCAGCUGUGUGUGUGUGUGCGCGUGUGUGUGUGUGUGCGUGUGUGUGUGUGUGUGGUGGAUUUGGGGGAACUGUAAAGGAUGGGGAUUGAAAGGGGGGGGGGGGGGGGCUUCUUAGUUUAUUAACCUGCUUUACAAGGGACUUGGUCAGCUAACCUUGGUCCUGUUUGCAUUCAAACAGUGCAGCCGUGUUAGGGAGGCUCUCAUCUGUUUUAAGGGCAUUUUUUAUGCUUCUCAGUUUUACGUUUUUAUUGUGCCAGUCUCACACUUGUGCCAGUAUUAGACUGACCCAGUCAGUCGUUUCAUAUGCCUUUAUUUCCGCAACCCAGUUAUGGUUUUCUAUGGCCAAAUCUACGAUGAAAGACAUUGAUUUUUAUCAGCCAUCCUCCUUAGGCCUAGAUGAUCAGUUAGGGCAGCUAAUUUGAAACCUUUUUUUGCCUUAUGUUGGUGAAAAUGUGAUCAGAUGGGAAGUCCUAUAAACACAUAUUGUGCACAGGCUGCAUUGCAUUGUUUCCAAUAGAACCAAGGUUGAUGUGUGUUUGGGGGGAGGGGUGUUGAAUGUGUGAUGUGGAUGUAGUAAGUGUAAAAGGGAGAGAUAUGUGCGAGCUCCUAACCUUGCAGCGCACAAAUCCAGCAGCUUAGACUGCACCUAGCAGAAAAACAAAACAUAAAGCACACAUAAUACAUACUGUAUGUUUGGAUCGCUCCUUGACCCCUUUUCCCCACCUGUACUCUAACUACAACACUCGAAGACACUGCUUCACCUCUCUUUCCAACUACAGUUGACUACCUCUGAUAAUAAAUUUCAACGUAGAGUCUAUUCUAUUAUAUAUCACACUUUUCACCCAGUCAGCAGUGUAUUCCUGCUCCCCGCAAAGACACAGGGUCAGCAGUUUAGUGAGGGAGGAGCUGGGUUUUAGUGACAAUGACUUUUUGUAGAUAUUCUGUAAUAAGUCCUCCAGAGGCCUUUAAAAAAAAUUGUGUAUUUGUUUGGUUUGUUUUAGUGUAUCUUACAUGUAAUACAAGUCAACCUGGGGUGUAAUGUAUUGUAAAUGGAAAACCCCCCAUGUGUGACUACUGAAUGAGCUGUUUACAAAUGACACUGCAUCCUAUUGGGAAUCCUGAUAUAUGACUAGCUCAAUUAUGUGCCUAUAAGCUUUGAGUGAAGUGCAUUAAGUGGAGGGAUCUCCCAUUUUAAGUGCUUUAAAAAAAAAAAAAAAGUCAUUUCAAAGGGGGUGGGUAACAAGAGUUUAGCACCCAGACGGCUACGAGCAGUAAAGCUUUCUUGUGGACUUGCACUCCUGUACAAGAUUUGUUUCAUAUCCUAGGGUUUUUAAAAAGCCACAAAGUGAGCCUCACAGGUUCCUAAUUAGCUGUUGGUUUUAACCAGUAUCAACAGUAAUAGCACCAAUGAAGUGAGAGAUGGGGAAGUGUCUUCUAGGUGCCCCAACUAUCACUUUCUCCAAAUACCAUACCUACUUCAGAUUGUAAUUGCAAAAACAUUUUAGUGUCUGUUUUAAUCCGUUUAUUUGAACUGGUGGGUGGGGUUUGCUGCAUCAGGAUAACAAAAGCUUGACUUGUAAGGACCGGUACCUUUUGGCAUUCACAAGCUUGUUCUGAGUGGCAAACCCCACCCAUUUGGUUCUGCAAUCAUUUAAAACUAUUUUUUUAGCAACUACUAUUUGACAGCGGUCUGAUGCACACACAGACACACCCUCUGAAAUCACCUUACUGCCUCGCUGUCCCCCUCCCCUCUCUCCCCCUGUGGUUUUUAGUGGUUAAGUGACUUUUGCAUCUCAGUGUAAUCUUUCUGUGUUGUAUAUACAAACACAUGCCAGUUGCAUCCUUUGUAGAAUUAUGUGGUUUGCGAUGUGUCUUGUUUGCCAUGUUUGAGACCGUAUUUUUUAGAGAAGUAUUCUAAUUUUGCCUUUUUUUUAAGAAACGACCCACAAAAAAACCUAAAUCGGCAUGCUUUUUAUUGAAAAUAUGUAUACUAUAAUCAUUAUUAUAAUAAAGAAUGUUCUGGCUGACUACUGUGGUAAAAGAAAAGCAAAGGGUUUGGACAUUUCCCCUUCUUGUUUAUGUUGUUUUUCUCCACUAUCUGUUUCUCUUGUGUAAAAUGACCACCAGACCCAUUUGAAUGGGGACCCAGGGGGACUCAGGUGUAGAUGCUGGCCCAGCUUUGCUCUCUUUGGUCGGGGUAAGUGCGGGUUGGUGCUCUUUUCUCUCCCCAUCUUCUCAAACUGGGUGCAAACCAAAAUUUAUGAGAAAGUGUUUGCACCUGACCAAAUGCACUUAAGUAUUUAAUUUAAGCAAGAAAGGCUUGUAUGGUCCUUUUUUUAUGUUUUUCAUCCAGAAAGGACAUUAUACAAACUAGCAUCAUGUUGAGAGCUGGGGAGAGGCACACAGAUAGAAUGGCCUGGGUGCAUUUUGAUCUGUGGAGCAGUUCUGUCUCUCGGGGUUGAUGGGUGUGCGUCUGGUCUGGUCUAUCCCCGCUGCACCAAAUUCUCCCCCUCCGUGUGUCUCUGUGUCCACUCUACUCUUAGACCUGCAUGUGUGAUAAUCUGUAACUCUGCCGCAAAGAAAGCCCCACGACAGUCCAGCUCUGAACUAACUAUCUCAACUGAAUUAGGUCCCCGGGCCACCUGGAACGGCCAGCGUGCAGCCGUGCGUGAGCGUGGCGGCAUGAGCCAUGGGGACGACUUUUAGCGCGACGCCACCACAGUGGGAACUUGUUCUCUCUCUCCUCACCACCAAGGUAAAUGAAAAACGAAACAAAAACAAAAGCACUGACCUCUCCUCUCCCCACCUGCCGCCCCUCCUUUGACUGUGCCUUGACCAAACAUUCCUCCCCCUCCUCUUUCCUCCGCCAUCACCACUUACCCCUCUCCCAACUCCGUAACUCCUCUGCUGCAAUGACAGUGCCAUCGGUGGGGGUGGCGGGUGGGGUGGGACUAGGACCCCUUUCACAAGAGUCCUGUCUCGCAUGUGUGUGUGUUUAAGUGUGUGUGAGAAUAAGUGUGUGUGUGAGUAAGUGUAACUGAAAGAAGUUUUGUAUUUCUGAAGAAUUCCUGGGUGGUGUUUUAUUGAUUGGUGAGGCUUGGCACAUGCGGACAUACCCCUACUCCUGCCCUGCCCGCUGGCCAACUCCUCUCCACCGCCGUAUUCGCCGCCCUCACCCCUCUCACCUCCCCUCCCCCUCCUUCCACCUCCUUCUUCCCUUCUCCUCUCAACCCCACCCUACUGUUCCUAUGCGCCUCUCCUCUCCGCCGUUCACACACACACAGCGCUUUUUCCGCCGCCACCGCCGUCGCCACCGUGGAUCUGGGUUCGUGGCUCUGGCACGGACUCAACUACCCAGAACCACCCACCUGACCCAACCUCCCCAUCCUCCUUUGCUACCAUAGAGGCCUGGGCGUGCCAAUGGACUGUAUGUGUGGUGGCCCACUGCCGGACUCAGUAACAUGACACAGAGAGACUUCACUGUUGGACAAGUUGCUUUGCUAAAACUGUUGAAAGCUGGGUUUGCUCCACAUGGCUGUGGAAGGGAUCUUAACUCCUGUUUCCCAAAAGAACUUAGUUGCAUUUCAUCUUUAGUGAUUAAAUCCACGUCAAACAGUUUUCUGACCUUUGGGUCCCUCACAGCCUGUGUGCCAAUCAGAAACGUCCUAUAAGAUAGGCCUUAGGUAUGAGGCCAGUCUGACCUGUAGAUUCUCAGUCUCAGGGUUCCUAUAGGACUUUUUUGGUACGGCGGCUCUGUUCCUCUAAUGCUGGGAUCAGCUGGAGUGGCUGGAAAUGUGCUCUGAGUGACGUGUAUGUGUUCGUACGUGUUAAGAUUGUCCAUGUGCUGAGAUAGAGCAAGAUAACCGUCACAUAUGACAGGCUCUAAGUAUGUCAAAUGAGUUGUCUGACAUAUGCUCUGACAGCAGCGAGACGGAUUCAAGAGGGCAUUGCCUACUGUCUGCCCAACAAACAAAGGAGAGGGAUGAAUAAAUGAGUUGAUAAUAAGGUGAGUUGGUAGUGAAAGGAUCCUCUGUUUAAAAAAAUAAAAUAAAAAAGCUGGUCCCUAACC
This is a messenger RNA of Etheostoma cragini (Arkansas darter), 6012 nucleotides long. It is a transcript of the gene rbm14b, whose product is annotated as RNA binding motif protein 14b. The transcript has 4 exons. The coding region runs from base 161 to 1852 and encodes 563 amino acids. Gene Ontology annotation, molecular function: mRNA binding; zinc ion binding. The record is from RefSeq and is a predicted model, not a curated record. Gene Ontology annotation, cellular component: cytosol. NCBI's taxonomy places the organism in Eukaryota, Metazoa, Chordata, Actinopteri, Perciformes, Percidae.